Molecule: messenger RNA, 1721 nt
Organism: Stylophora pistillata
Lineage: Eukaryota; Metazoa; Cnidaria; Anthozoa; Scleractinia; Pocilloporidae
Source: RefSeq, a predicted model, not a curated record
ACCUAACGCAUGCAUAUACGCUAUUCAGCUCUGUCACUAAAACCAUGUGCUCGGUAGUAAAAGCGCCCGCAAUGCUAGUACGCUGACCAUGCUAUAUAAAGCUCAUUUUUCUGUCUCCUACAGCGGAUCUAUCACUGUUUUGGUUUGGACAAUAUGUUAAAUGGUGGAAACAAUGGUUCACACAGAUUACCAGACAAACAAACAAACAAAAAAAGACACAGAUUACCAGACAAAUAAAAAAAAAGCAACAUAAGUGAAUUACCGAUAGGAUCUCCAAAUUUGUCUUGCAUAUGUGAUGAGCACCUGCCAUAAACCCUUGUAUUAAAACGAUGUUAACUUAAUAUGUCGAGUCAGAACAUGUAUAGUUCUCGUGUGGAAUGAGAAAUGUGAGCCAGUUUUCUAACGUCUUCACUCAGAGGGUCGCUAGAUUGACUUCAUCGUGACGUGUUUGGGUGAACAUUUCUCAAGACCUUUGUGGAAAUGUAAUAAUAGAAGGGAACGGGGGCUAAAGACAAUGUUAUAAUCUGGUAUUUCUCAUUCUUUAAUAAAUGGGGUGAGAAAAAAUGGUGAAAUGUGAGAGAUUAGGAGCAAUCUUACAACGGUGGUUACCCAGGGAAGUUCUUUUCACACGUCACGCAAUAAUCCUUUAAAGAGGAUUGCGUGACGACCACAAAGGAUCGAAAUCGGUUCCCACAAUCCAUCGAUCGUCAAAAAGACGAAUCUGUUCAGAGCAGCAGGACUUAUGAUAUAUAACUACCACAAAAGAGUGUAUCACUUUGCAGCUGCAGCAUGGAUCUGUUAAUUAUCGUUCCAUGUAUAGUGGGCCUCUGGCUAAACUGGUCGUUGUUAGCUUACAACAAGCACAAGAUGAAAACAAGCCUAGAUAUCCUUGAACAUCUGAUCAGAUUUCAAGUAACCGCAAACUCUUUUAACCUCUUAGUUUAUCUGCUCUUGCUGAUACCUUGGCCAUCUUGGGGAUAUGCGAUUCGACCGGGAGACUAUUUGUGGACCGUAGAUAUCCUUACCUGCAGAUUAAUCACAACAGUCCAAGAAAUUUCAUCCAUAGUGUGCAUUUUGAACGCAGCUGGUAUUUUUCUGUCAAAUCAGGGGAAAGACGAGCUAAGAAAGGAGAGACUAUGCAACAUUCCAGCUGUAGUUGUUUCGACAUUGUGUUUUUUGAGCGGAAUUCUUGUCGUUGUUUAUACAAUAGUAAUACCUCUUCAGAAACAAAGCACUUUGAGCGGAGAAAACUGUCCUGGCCAUUCGUUUUCAGUGCUCUGCGGACAGACCGAGGUGAAAGCUUUCUUUUUAUGCUACGUGGCUUGUUCUUUAUUUCUGUUUAUCUUCAAUUUGCCGUUUACAAAGUCUAGUGUGAAAAAAAAUUUGGACCUGAGCUUCAAAUUGUUAUCUGGGGUGUUUCACGUCAUCACGUGUUUUCAUCUCUUCUUUGGAGCUGCGUUCAUUGUUAUGUUUCUUUUUGGAGGAUCUUUAUACAGUGUCACUAUCAACAUCGUCAAACUCUAUUUUGACAUAGUCAGUCUUGCCGUUAGUAUCGGCUUCCCUGCAUUUUUGAACACAGAUUAGUUUACAUAACACGAUGUGCAAUCGCCUCCUUCAAGCAGUGGCACCCAACUAGAUGGAAAUUGAGUUAUAGACCGAGAUUCUUUGUAUCAGUAGCAGGAAAUAGAAAUCUGCUGUUUACUAGACUUACUUUGUUUGCU